CAGCUACCUUCAAGCCCUCCUUCCUUUCCGAGCUUCCCUUUGUUUGAAUUCCUCUUCCCCCUCCACUGAUUAUGCCCUUACAUACUGCAAAAUUCGCCAUUAAUGUCCGCCAUAGCUUCCAUUUGAGCAGAAUGAACAGCACUAACAUACCCAACUAUGCAGACCUCCAUAAUUCUUCCCCCAAGCUCCCAUCUCGCAUUUCUUGUACAACAUCUAAACAGCUCGGUCCUUUGAUUUAUGGGUCGGAAUCACUUUCUCAAGAACUUCAAAUCUCUGUUGGAGCUGUUCAGAUGGCUUGCUUUCUUUGUCAGCGAGUUCAGAGCAACUUGCUCAACAACAACGCCCAUAUUCAAGCCAAGGAUGACCACUCCCCUGUUACUGUCGCUGAUUGGAGCGUUCAGGCAAUUAUCAGCUGGGUUCUAUCCAAAUCUUUUGGGAGUAAAAACGUGUCAAUUGUUGCUGAAGAAGAUGUCCAGACUCUUUCCAAGCCUGAUGCAGGCCAACUCUUGGAAUGUGUAGUGGAAACCGUAAAUGAGUGUCUUUCUGAAGCCCAUCGCUUUGGAUUGGAACGUCCAGAAAGAACCCUCUCUACUUCUGAGGUUCUUGAAGCCAUCGCCCAAUGCAGCCACUCAUCUGAUGGAUCAACUGCAAGAUUUUGGACCCUUGACCCUGUGGAUGGCACGUUGGGGUUCAUACGAGGCGAUCAAUAUGCUGUAGCUCUAGCCUUGAUAGAAGAUGGAGAGGUGGUGCUGGGUGUCCUGGGAUGUCCAAAUUACCCAAUGAGAAGAGAAUGGCUAUGCUACCAUCCUCGUUACCAUCGGAUCAUAUCGAAGCUAUCAGCUGCAACAUCGGAGUGUUGGGACAAAGGCUGCGUGGUUUAUGCUCAAAAGGGUAGCGGUGUAGCGUGGAUGCAGCCAUUAGUUCGUGCAAAUAAGAGCUUAGUAUGGCCAAACUAUGCUAUACCAAUUCAACUGUCUUCCGUUGACGAUCCAGCUAUAGCGACGUUUUGCGAGCCAGUUGAGAAAGCAAAUUCGAGCCAUUCAUUCACAGCAGGACUUGCUCAUAGCAUCGGACUUAGAAACCAACCAUUGAGAGUGUACAGCAUGGCGAAGUAUGCAACCAUAGCUCGUGGUGAUGCUGAAAUCUUCAUGAAGUUUGCCAAGGCUGGUUACAAGGAGAAGAUAUGGGAACAUGCAGCCGGUGUGGUUAUCAUACAAGAAGCUGGUGGUGUUGUCACGGAUGCAAGAGGUCGUCCGCUCAACUUCUCGAAUGGUAUGUAUUUGGAACGUCUCGAUCGAGGAGUCAUUGCUUGCUCUGGAGCUAACCUGCAUGAUAAGAUAAUCAGAGCUAUUGACGCUAGCUGGAGUUCGUCUUGUCUAUGAUAUCAUGGCUUCAUUAUAUGAUAUCAUGACUUCCAUCUUUGGACACUUUUCAAUAAAUCUCUCCUAGGACUUCCAUGGAAGCUGCCGUAUAGGCUUGUACUUGUAAAAUCGUGCUCAUGUCUAUAGUUUGAAUGAAGCCUCUUCAUCUUUUAAACUUUUUCUAA
Molecule: messenger RNA, 1546 nt
Organism: Cucurbita maxima (winter squash)
Lineage: Eukaryota; Viridiplantae; Streptophyta; Magnoliopsida; Cucurbitales; Cucurbitaceae
Product: PAP-specific phosphatase HAL2-like
Exons: 3
Coding region: 72-1382 (436 amino acids)
Biological process (GO): sulfate assimilation
Molecular function (GO): 3'(2'),5'-bisphosphate nucleotidase activity
Source: RefSeq, a predicted model, not a curated record